AUGGCGCUGGUCGGAGUGAUACUGCUGGGCGUGGUGUUGUUGCUGACGGUUGCUUAUCUAUUCCUGCGCGAGAGACACAGCUUCUGGCGUAGGAGAGGCUUCCCGUGCAAGCCCAACCCGAGCCUGUUGUUUGGUCAAAUGGAAGGCAAUGGAAGCACCAAGCAUGCGGCAUACGUCACGCAGGAAAUCUACAACUACGCCAAGGAGCAAGGCGAACGCUACGUUGGGUACAGCUUUUUCUUCAUGCCCAUACUGAUGGUGUGUGACAUCGAGCUGGUGAAAACGAUACUGGUGAAGGAUUUCACCGUGUUCCACGACCGUGGCAUUUACAGCAACUCCCGCGUCGACCCGCUGUCCGGCAAUCUGUUUGCGCUCGAGGGCCACGAAUGGCGUGAGAUGCGCCAGAAGCUGACACCGACGUUUAGCUCUGGCCGGAUGAAGCAAAUGUUCGGCACGAUGCUGCAGGUUGCAGAAGAGCUGCACAAGCACAUGCUGGCAAACAUCGAUCGCGAGAUCGAGAUGAAGGAUGUGCUGGCACGGUUUACCACGGACGUGAUCGGGACGUGUGCGUUCGGCAUCGAGUGCAAUACGCUCGAUAAUCCGGACUCGGAGUUCCUCAAGUACGGCAAACGGGUUUUCGAGCACCGGCUGGUUGCGAUGCUGAAAAUGACAUUCGCGAUGCUGUUCAAGGGCACGGCCACGAAGCUGGGCGUUAAGGUGACGGACGACGAUCUGGAGCAGUUCUUCCUUAAUCUCGUCCACGAAACGGUUGAGUAUCGCGAACGGAACGAUGUGCAGCGGAACGAUUUCCUGAACCUGCUGCUGCAGAUCAAAAACAAGGGAUGCCUUGCGGAGCAGGACGGCGGCCACACCGGACCGAGCGGCGUGGGUAUGACGAUGAACGAGCUGGCGGCGCAAGUGUUUAUCUUUUUCGUGGCCGGUUUCGAGACGUCCUCGACGGUGAUGAACUUUUGUCUGUACGAGCUGGCGAAAAACCCCGACGUACAGGAGCGUUUGCGGGAGGAGAUUAAUCGUGCGAUCGAAACCAACGACGGAAAGCUGACGUACGAGGUAGUGAUGGACCAGGAGUACCUCGGACAGGUGGUUAAUGAAACGCUCCGCAAAUAUCCACCGCUGGAGACUACCCUACGGAUGACGGCACAGGAUUAUACGAUCCCCGGCACGGACCAUGUGAUUCCGCGUAAUGUCGGGGUUCAGGUGCCGGUGUUUGGCAUUCAUCGCGAUCCCGAACACUAUCCCGAUCCGGAACGGUUCGAUCCGGGUCGGUUUUCGGCUGACGAGUGCCAGAAGCGUCCGGCCUACACGUUUUUACCGUUCGGCGAGGGACCGCGGAUGUGUAUCGGGAUGCGCUUCGGCAUGAUGCAGGUUAAGGUGGGUCUGGUGACCUUGCUGCGCUCCUUUCGCUUCUUCCCAUCCGCCCAAACACCCGAGCGGAUCGUGUUUGAUCCGAAAUCGUUCAUUCUUUCACCCAUCGGUGGUAACUAUUUGACGGUGGAGAAGCUUUAA
Anopheles marshallii is the source of this 1527-nucleotide messenger RNA. RefSeq names its product probable cytochrome P450 6a14. Bases 1 to 1527 code for a protein of 508 amino acids. NCBI's taxonomy places the organism in Eukaryota, Metazoa, Arthropoda, Insecta, Diptera, Culicidae. Gene Ontology annotation, molecular function: oxidoreductase activity, acting on paired donors, with incorporation or reduction of molecular oxygen; iron ion binding; heme binding. The record is from RefSeq and is a predicted model, not a curated record. The transcript has 2 exons.